AUGCACUCUGUAGAAGAGGACGACGUUUCCGGUGUAGAGGAGGACCGUGCUUUGUUCAAGGGCUGGGUCACCCCAGGGGGCUCUGGCACCCAGGACUCUUCUGAGGGAGUCCCAUCCUCUCAGGUUUCUCUCAUUAGCCCUACUUUUAUCAUCCCGCCUGCAACUUCCCCGUCAAUUAGAGCCGCACGCACCCGAGUCCCCACCAGAAAACUACUCUUCAAAAGCCUUCCUCCCAGGCCGAGCGCAGCCCGGGGCGCUCAGCGUCUAGAAAGGAAGCGGCGCCGGAGUUCACCCAGACCCACGCGGCCCCUGCAGAAGCGCAAAGCUACAGCUCGUGCUUUCGGCCUGGAGGCGGGAGGAGACUCGCCACGCCCAGGGCCCCGCCCCGCGCAGCGCGCGACGCCCCCUCAGGCCCGGCUCCGGCGCCCUAUUUGGUCAUUCGGGGUACAGGAGGCGGCCGUGGAGUUGUGCGCGGCGGAAGGGGACGUGGGGCGGGCUCGGGUGCGCAGAAGAAACGCUUUCUCCGCUACCUCGGCUCCCGGCACGUUUGGGACCCACGAGGCCGCCGCAUCCUGCUUUGGAACAAUGGGACUCGGCGCGCGAGGUGUUCGGGCCGCGCUGCUCCUGGGGGUGCUGCAGGUGCUGGCGCUGCCGGGGGCCGCCGCGGACAGCUCAGCUCCGGCGGAGUCUCCCAGUGUGCUUCUGCAGAACUCCAGUGCUAACUCCCUAGCAGAUAGUAUGCAUAACAACUAUACAUCUGAAUCUAACAGCAGCACCACUGUGAAACCAUCACCAACUUCAGUUUCCUUGGCCUCAAAAAAUGUGACAUAUGUCACCAUCAAACCAGUAAUGACUUCUAAAAUGGCAACACCAGGGUUCUCAACAAAUACGACUUCCACUACUUUAAAGUCAACAUCCAAAGCAACAAGUGUUUCACAGAACGUAUCCCAGAUGUCAACAUCUGUGACAACCACAACUCAAAAUAGUUUAGCGACAUCAUUAACAAUCACAGCAACCAUUCAUUUUAAUGAAAAAUCAAAAUUUGACACUGGCAGCUUUGUUGGUGGUAUUGUGUUAACACUGGGCGUUUUAUCUAUUCUUUACAUUGGUUGCAAAAUCUAUUAUUCAAGAAGAGGCAUCCGAUAUAGAACAAUUGAUGAACAUGAUGCCAUCAUUUAAGGAAAUACAAGGACCAAGGAAAGAAGAAACAUUGAUGCAGCCCUGUUCACUUUGGUUUUACUACUUUAAAACAAUGCUCUCUUGAAAAUAAGAAAAAAGCAUAAUUGGACCACCAUGCAUAUAAUAUAAAACCUGUUACAUAAAUGUGCAUAGAUUUUUUUUCAUCAUUACUAUAGGUAAAAAGGGCUUGGUUAGGUAUUUAAAUAUUUGGAGCUUAUAGAUAAUUUAUACAGUGAUCAUACUCAAUUUUAGCAAAUACAUAGUAAGACAAGACCUAUCUCAUUUUUUGUGGCAUUGGUUCCAUGGGACCAGUAAUUGAAAGACAAUAUCACCAAAGGGCAGGCUGCCAUCUGGGUGCACAAAUAAGGAGAUUGUCACAACACAAAGAACUUCAGUGCUUUUCUGGAGCUGGAUAUAUCCUAAUUACUGAUGCCACACAGCAGAAAUUACACAAUUGAGUAAACCAGGUCUGAAACAUAAUUUAAGAAAGCAUCAACAUUUGUUUUAUAGUAGUUAGUCUAGAAACAAUACAUACUCCCCCAAAAUAAAAUCUUCAUCUAAAACCCCAAACACCCUAUUGAUGACUCAUUAGAGAGCAUGUAUUUUUAUUAAUUUCUUUUUGAACUUUCAGUGUUAGUUUGAUAAAAUCUUUUUUUCUCUGUAAUUUAGGCAAAUGCAGUGUUUUAACACAAUGUUUUUAAAACUCAGUUGUAAGACUAGCAUUAUAGGAAAAAACUAGAUUAUUUGCUACUGUGAUAAUUUUGUCACCACUGGAAAUUGCUUUUAUUUCAUAUUCACUUGAUUUUAUAUUUAGUGACUAUUUUGAAGAAAUGUAGAGCUGCUUUCAAAACCUAGAAAUUUUUAAUAGAAUGUAAAAACAUCUAACUUUUAAAAAGCUCCAUUUUUUUCCCAAAAUAAUAUUUAGAACCUUGUAUUAUCAAAACUGUAGAUUAAUGCUGUUUUAAACCAGGGUUUAUGGGCUCUCCCCAGGCUACUAAACCUGCAGGAUGAAAGUACUGCGUUUUCAUACACUGUUAACUUGACUCAGAUUUGGGGAAAUGACAUUUUUAUACAUAAGUACAUUGUUGGAGUAAAUUCUUAUUUUAAUCAGGAAAUUUCCUGCUUCCUUUUGGGUAUUCACCUAGACUACUCCACUGUUUAAGAGGAGUUACUCUCAGAUGCACUAUGUUAAUGAAGAGGAAAAAAGCACAGUAUUUUUUUUUUAAUUACACAUUAUAUUUUGGAGUGUUUUUAGUUUUACAGUUUAUAUUCCAGCACUCAAACUCAGGGUGAACUUUUAACAAGAGUUAUUUAGUCACUAAAUACUAAGAUAAUAUUUCUGUCUUAGAGGGCCAAAGUAAAUCACACCAAUUUCUGACAGGUUAAAAAUAUGCUAAGAUUUCUUAAUGAACAUGAUAGGAACAAAAGGUAAGGUAACUUUUGUGAUCAGCUUGUGGUUUGCAGAGAAUGACAAUGUCAAGAAUUUGGUAUAAAAGGAUCAUGUCUACUUGCUGUGUAUUUUGGCCAACUAAUGUGGUGAUAUGGAUAAAAACUAUUCAAAAUAUGGAUAUCAUUGGAUCUGUGACACAUGCAAUAUGGAGGAAAUUUUAUGAAACUUGUAUGGUUAGAUUAGUUUGAAAUGUGGGCUGAUGAGUAAGUUUAUGUUAUUACUAGGCCUUAACUGGUUAUGCAAACACUGCAUUCAUUUCUUUGCAACAUAUAGUUAUGAUAUACUUUAUAGUGGUGAGGGCCUUUUCAGUUGAACUUGUUUUAUCUCUUGCAUUCUUGAUAUUUCAGUUACCAGCCUGAAGUUUUUCUUGAAUACUUACUUCUUUAGCACUUUGAAAACAGAAAACCACUUUUUAAGUACUAAGUGUUUAAACUUUGCCUUGCAAGUUUGCUUUUUAGGUUGGGAAUAUUGUAGUUAUGUUCUUUCUGUCUGUAAGCAGUAUAAUUUGUUACCUUCAAAUAUCAGUACUUUCAGUAAAGUUUUUUUUUUAUAUCUGCA
Messenger RNA from Marmota flaviventris (yellow-bellied marmot), 3187 nucleotides. Lineage: Eukaryota; Metazoa; Chordata; Mammalia; Rodentia; Sciuridae. The record is from RefSeq and is a predicted model, not a curated record.